This is a messenger RNA of Apis cerana (Asiatic honeybee), 1750 nucleotides long. It is a transcript of the gene CysRS-m, whose product is annotated as cysteine--tRNA ligase-like protein, mitochondrial. The record is from RefSeq and is a predicted model, not a curated record. Gene Ontology annotation, cellular component: cytoplasm. Gene Ontology annotation, biological process: cysteinyl-tRNA aminoacylation. Lineage: Eukaryota; Metazoa; Arthropoda; Insecta; Hymenoptera; Apidae. Gene Ontology annotation, molecular function: cysteine-tRNA ligase activity; ATP binding.
UAUUUUAUAUAUUGUCUAUGGUGUAACGUAAGUGAACAUAGCUUUUAUAUAAUUAAAUUUUGAAAUUAAAUUUAAAAUUAUGUAAAUAAGUAUUUAACAAAAAAAAAUAUAAUAAAAUGAAUUUAAUCAUAAAAAAUGUAUUUUCUUACAAAAUAAAUAAAAUAUAUCAUCAAUUUUUACAUACUGAAACGAAGUUAAAAAAACAAAUAAAAUGGUUAACACCUGCAGGAUAUAAAACGGAUAUUGUAAUCUAUAAUCCAAUAACAAAAUGUAAAGUACCCUUAAUUUUAAAAAAUAAAAAUAUUCUAACGUGGUAUGUAUGUGGUCCUACUGUAUAUGAUUCUGCACAUAUAGGACAUGCAAUGACUUAUGUACAUUCGGAUAUUAUCAGAAGAAUAUUAACAGACCAUUUUAAUAUAAAUAUUGUAAUGGCCAUGUGUUUAACAGAUAUAGAUGAUAAAAUAAUAAUACGUUCAAAAGAAUUAAAACAGAAUUAUAAAGAUUUAACAAGAUAUUAUGAAGAUGAAUUUAUUGAAGAUAUGAAAAUGUUAAAUGUUAUUAAGCCUCAUUUAUAUUGUAGAGUUACUGAUUAUAUACCACAAAUUAUUCAAUUUGUAAAAAACAUUGUAGAUAAAGGCAAUGCUUAUGUUUUAAAAGAUGGAUCAGUUUAUUUUGAUACAUGUAAAUAUGAAAUGUAUGGCAAAUUAUCAACACCAUUAUUAGAUAAUUGUCAUCCAGAUAAAAAGUCUGCAAUGGAUUUUUGUCUUUGGAAAGCAGCUAAAGAAAAUGAACCAUGUUGGAAAUCUUUAUGGGGUUUUGGAAGACCAGGAUGGCAUAUAGAAUGUAGCACAAUUGCAAGUACAGUUUUUGGAAAUUCUGUGGACAUUCAUAGUGGUGGAAUAGAUCUUAUGUUUCCACAUCAUGAAAAUGAAGAAGCACAAUCUUGUUCUUAUCAUGAAGUAGAACAAUGGGUAAAUUAUUGGAUACAUUGUGGGCAUUUAUCUUUAAAGGAUGUAAAAAUGUCAAAAAGCCUUAAAAAUGUUAUUAGCAUAAAAGAAUUUCUUAAAAAAUAUACAGCAAAUCAAUUUAGAAUGCUUUGUCUACUUUCUAAUUAUAAAAAUGAACUAAAAUUUUCUGAUGUUAUAAUGAAUAAUGCAAUAGAUAUAUUACAUAAAAUUGAACAUUUUAUUAACAAUUGUGAUAACUAUAUUACUGGAAAAUGGAAUAUUGGCAAUAUAGAUGAAGUUGCAUUACUUCGUUGUUUAGAAGAAACAAAAAACAAUGUUAAUAUUGCAUUAGCAGAUGAUUUUAAUACAGUACAAGCUAUAAAAUCAUUGAUAAAUCUAAUUGAUAUAGGAAAUAAAAUGUUACAUGAUUCUAAGGAUAGAAAAAUUACUUGUGGUACUUGUAUACCUGCUAUAGUUGCAGUAUUAAAUUAUAUAUCAACAAUAUUUUCAAAAUUUGGAAUUUCAAAUUCUUCAACAAUAAAUGACAAUAAAAUAAACAAUCUCAUUGAAUGUUUAAUUAAAUUUAGACAUAUUGUUCGUAAUAAAGUUUUAGAACAUGAUGUAAAAGAUAAAACUUUACUUAUUGCAUGUGAUAAAAUACGAUCAGAACUUUCCACUUAUGGUAUAAUAAUAAAGGAUUGUAAAACUGAAACAAUUUGGAACAUCAAAAGAUAUUAAACAAAAAUCAGCAUUCUUUUAUUAUAUUGAAUAUUUUUAAUAAAAAAUGAAAUGAUUAAAAUUUA